AUGUCACUUGGCAUCAGUAAUCUGAUGGCUGUCACGUAUAAGAAAAAACGCCUGAGUGCUGUGCCUGUAUCACUUGCGAUACUUUUGCUGCUUUACAUACAUCUGCCACCGGUAGUGGCAGCAUGUUCAACGUGUAAUCGCGAUGAAACGUUUGAUAAAUGCGUGGAACAGCGCCGACUGGAUCAUGCCGUGCAUGAAGACGCCGAUACGAAAUGUGAACUCUCGAAACCCAUUCAUGUUAUGCUCUACGGCAAUCUUCAAGAGUUGGCUUAUUAUUACACUGUUGUUGAAGUUGGAACGCCGCCACAAAGCCAGGAGGUUGUUGUGGACACCGGAUCCGCGAACCUUGUCCUGGCGGAUUCAGAAUGCCGCCACUGCGGCCAUCACGACAUGAAGCCGUUCAACACGACGCUUUCUCGAACACUGUCGUACAUAGACGGGAAUUCAUCACGUUGUGCUGCAUUAGGAGGUGCAUCGGGUCAAAACGGCGCUAUCAAAGAUGCAUGUGUUUUUGCCGAGGAGUAUGAGGAGCAGAGCGCCAUCAGCGGCUUCUACGCCACCGACUAUUUCGCGUUCAAGACCGAUACCGACACUAAUGCAACGUACAUGCUUCCACAACUCGGAUGUACAAUAUCGGAAACCAAACUCAUUUAUCAGCAGCGGGCCAACGGAGUGUUGGGACUAGGGCCAGCAAUGGUUUCAUCUGAUGACUCUAGUGAGGCAUCUCAGUCACGGCUCGAAAAAACACCAAAAGCAAAUGAAUUAAAAGAAGUAAGUAACGUGAAAUAUGGGAAUUUCGUAGACGACUUCUUGCAAAAUAAUUUUGCAAAGACAAGGCAUCGAUUUGAGCUGUGCCUCUCUGAAGACGGUGGUUCUCUGGUAUUCGGGGGAUUGGAAGAAAGUGUGACAGACAAUGAAGAUCCCGAUAUACUAGAGCAAGAUAGAUCGGUAGAUGGGCCAUUGCUGUGGAUGCCGCUGAUGCGCAGAGGCGCUUACGCAAUAGUGGUUAAUGCGGUGACGUUCUGCGGAACCACGAUACAACCUGCCAAUAGAAGAUUCAUUUUGGAUUCUGGAUCUACCAACUCCAGCCUCGAGCAGCCAAUAUACAGUGUCAUAUACGGAUACUACAUGUCGCUAUGCAACUCGAUGAACAGGAACGCAGAAGUCGUGCGCCAUAGAACUACAAGACGUCUUUACAGCCGAAAGGGUACACUUCGUCGAUUCAUCAGACGUCAGUUGCUCUUCAAAUCUGCAGAUGAAAAGGAUCAAAACGUUUUUUCGAAGGCGAUUCGAACAUCUGCCGGUGACGAUGACGACACCCAUCUGCAUUCGGCAGAUAACGGAGGCGAGGUUUAUGACGCUGGUGACGCUCGAGGCGAUUCAACAGACAGUGAAUGUACCGUUAAAUCUAAAAGUCUCUCAAAAGGUCGCUGCGUCAUCCAGAAGAAACAUGGAUACCUGUGCUUUUCGGAUAUUUCUCAAAUGCCAAACGUCGAUUUGAUCAUCCAAGGGUAUGUUUUACGGUGUAAAUUAUGA
Babesia bigemina is the source of this 1536-nucleotide messenger RNA. RefSeq names its product aspartyl protease family protein, putative. Gene Ontology annotation, biological process: proteolysis. Bases 1 to 1536 code for a protein of 511 amino acids. The transcript has a single exon. NCBI's taxonomy places the organism in Eukaryota, Apicomplexa, Aconoidasida, Piroplasmida, Babesiidae. The record is from RefSeq and is a predicted model, not a curated record. Gene Ontology annotation, molecular function: aspartic-type endopeptidase activity.